GCUUCUUUUAACUUCGAAGGAGAAGCUACCAGUCGAUGGUUGAUAUUGAUUUUAUUUGUGCCGGUACUGGUACUGGUAGUGCGUAGAAGGGAGAGAGUCCUUUCAGCGUCGACAUAUCUCGUAUUAAUAGAGUUGCUUUGAAGACUAGAUUGUGACAUCCAGUCAACUGCCAUGUCAGCACCUUACAUGCCUUACGCUUACGAGGUAGCAGAACUGCAGGUAGCCGAAAGGGAAGAUGUUCUUUGGCAUAUACAGAAAGAGGAAUUUGUUCCUGAUAGUGAUUCCGAUAAUGACGACUUAGCAGAGUCAGAUCUAUCUGAACAGGAAGAGGAGUCAGAAGAUCUGGAGUAUGAUGAAGAUGAAGAAGAAGCAUCAAGCAUACCAUCAGGAUCUUCACGGAUUCAAAACCAUCAAGCGCAUGAAGCAUGGAAUACAUCCCCCAGUGCCAAGAGGCGUCGCUUCGUGGUUUCUUAUAACAAGAGUUCGAUGUACAACUGGACAAAAUCUUUUGAGAAAAGAUCAAUCAAGCAAUUUGGCGGCCAACAAGGAGUAAAAGCCUGCCAACUAAAUCACACGUCUACUCCUAUUGACUGUUUUUUCCAAUUUUUCAAUUCCACAGUACUUCAAUUCAUUGCUGACAUGACAAAUCUCAACGCUGUUUGCAAAAUACAUGUGAUGUCCGUUAAAAAAAAAGCUGAAGAAAAAGAGUGGAAAGCUGUCAAUGUGGAAGAAAUGAAAGCUUUCAUUGGUCUGAUUAUUGCGAUGGGAAUAAUCCGUCUUCCAAAUCUCAGACUGUACUGGCAGAAGAAAAAUUGGAUAUUUGAUGUAUCUAGCUUCAACAAAAUAAUGCCAAGAAAACGAUUUUGUGAUAUAUAUAAAUAUCUUCAUUUUUGUGACGAGGCCUUGGCUCGUAGAUCAGAUGAUCAGAAAAAAGACAAGUUGUUCAAAAUUCGUGGAUUAUUGUCGCUUAUAUUGCCCUCGUUUGAAAGCUGCUACACGCCGAGCAGAGACAUUGCAAUUGACGAAACUUUGAUUCCUUUUAAAGGCCGAAUUAGUUUUCGGGAAGUCUCAAAAUCGAAAAAGGCACGUUUCGGAAUAAAGAUUUGGUCGUUGGUUGAAUCCUCCACAGGAUAUGUGUCAAGGCUUCAAAGUUAUACCGGUAAGGAUCCGACAGCAGGCCCAGAGACCGGAUUGGCCUCACGAGUGGUAAAGUAUUUGAUCAAUCCCUAUGAGGGCUUGCACCACCAUCUGUAUGUCGAUGAUUUCUAUACCUGCCCGGAACUUUUUGAAUACCUACUUUCAAAAGGUAUUUAUGCUUGUGGAACUUUUAGAAGUAGUGCUGUGAGCUUUCCAAGAGAGCUUGUUGUGAAGCAGACAAGAGCGAUACGUAGGGGUGCAAGCGACUGGCGGAUGUCUGGACAAUUGCUUGCACAAUCAUGGUUAGAUAAUAAAGUGGUUUAUUUUUUGUCCACUAUUCAUAAGCCGGAAUACGAUUUGGGUGAUGCUGAGAGGACUGUAAAAAGAAAAGGCGGAAGACAUCGUGCAUCAGGUUUUGUAAAAAUACCAUGUCCGCCUCUGCUCAAAGACUACAAUAAGUAUAUGGGUGGUGUUGAUUUGUCGGAUCACAUGAGAAAGUACUAUAAUUUAACCCGGCGAUCAAAGGCAUGGUAUCGCAAAAUAUUUUCGUACAUACUGGAAGUAGCUGUACAUAAUGCCAAGGUAGUUUAUGAAAACCUUUCAGGGGAUAGAUGUACCGAAUUGGAGUUUAGAAUGAAUAUUGUUACCUCCCUUGUUGGGAGCCAUAGAGCUCCUCGAGCACAUGCAGGUCAGACACCAGCAUCAGUAACGAGAAUGCACAAUGCGGGAUCUCACUUUCCAAUAUCCACCAGCCAACAAAAACGUUGCCCAGUUUGCUAUAAAAAGAAGCAGUUGGUGGAUAAGGAUAUCUCGGUUUCGAGGAGUACCGUGAAAUGCAUGGAAUGUAAUGUUCACCUUUGUGUGCGCGAAAGCAAGCAAUGCUUCCGUGAUUGGCACACAAAGGAGGAGUAUUGGAAAUAGUGCUUUUUGUUGGUUGCUUUUGAAAAAGACCGAAAUUUUAUCAUUAAAAUUGACGUAUUCAGAAAUACAGCAACCAAUCAAAUGUCCGGGAUUCGCGGAUCAAUGUAGAUCAUGUUCAUUGGACUGUGUAGAAUGGUAUAUUCUACAUACAUUCCGAUGCUUUCGCGUGUUGUUAUGCAAAUAAAGCUAUGAAACAUUGCCUAAAUCAAUUUUAUUGUAACUUUUAUCUCGGGUAAUUAAACUCAAAUGCGACGA
This is a messenger RNA of Styela clava, 2313 nucleotides long. NCBI's taxonomy places the organism in Eukaryota, Metazoa, Chordata, Ascidiacea, Stolidobranchia, Styelidae. The record is from RefSeq and is a predicted model, not a curated record.